Molecule: messenger RNA, 3200 nt
Organism: Homo sapiens (human)
Lineage: Eukaryota; Metazoa; Chordata; Mammalia; Primates; Hominidae
Gene: ARC
Product: activity regulated cytoskeleton associated protein
Exons: 2
Coding region: 209-1399 (396 amino acids)
Biological process (GO): modulation of chemical synaptic transmission; regulation of long-term synaptic potentiation; regulation of long-term synaptic depression
Cellular component (GO): clathrin-coated vesicle membrane; dendritic spine; acrosomal vesicle
Molecular function (GO): mRNA binding
Source: RefSeq, marked validated
GCAGAGCUCGGGCGCGGCGUCCUCCCUCCGCAGCAGCCGAGCCGGACCUGCCUCCCCGGGCGUGCUCCGCCGGCCCCGCCGCCGGCCCGCAGCGACAGACAGGCGCUCCCCGCAGCUCCGCACGGGACCCAGGCCGCCGGACCCCAGCGCCGGACCACCCUCUGUCCGCCCCGAGGAGUUUGCCGCCUGCCGGAGCACCUGCGCACAGAUGGAGCUGGACCACCGGACCAGCGGCGGGCUCCACGCCUACCCCGGGCCGCGGGGCGGGCAGGUGGCCAAGCCCAACGUGAUCCUGCAGAUCGGGAAGUGCCGGGCCGAGAUGCUGGAGCACGUGCGGCGGACGCACCGGCACCUGCUGGCCGAGGUGUCCAAGCAGGUGGAGCGCGAGCUGAAGGGGCUGCACCGGUCGGUCGGGAAGCUGGAGAGCAACCUGGACGGCUACGUGCCCACGAGCGACUCGCAGCGCUGGAAGAAGUCCAUCAAGGCCUGCCUGUGCCGCUGCCAGGAGACCAUCGCCAACCUGGAGCGCUGGGUCAAGCGCGAGAUGCACGUGUGGCGCGAGGUGUUCUACCGCCUGGAGCGCUGGGCCGACCGCCUGGAGUCCACGGGCGGCAAGUACCCGGUGGGCAGCGAGUCAGCCCGCCACACCGUUUCCGUGGGCGUGGGGGGUCCCGAGAGCUACUGCCACGAGGCAGACGGCUACGACUACACCGUCAGCCCCUACGCCAUCACCCCGCCCCCAGCCGCUGGCGAGCUGCCCGGGCAGGAGCCCGCCGAGGCCCAGCAGUACCAGCCGUGGGUCCCCGGCGAGGACGGGCAGCCCAGCCCCGGCGUGGACACGCAGAUCUUCGAGGACCCUCGAGAGUUCCUGAGCCACCUAGAGGAGUACUUGCGGCAGGUGGGCGGCUCUGAGGAGUACUGGCUGUCCCAGAUCCAGAAUCACAUGAACGGGCCGGCCAAGAAGUGGUGGGAGUUCAAGCAGGGCUCCGUGAAGAACUGGGUGGAGUUCAAGAAGGAGUUCCUGCAGUACAGCGAGGGCACGCUGUCCCGAGAGGCCAUCCAGCGCGAGCUGGACCUGCCGCAGAAGCAGGGCGAGCCGCUGGACCAGUUCCUGUGGCGCAAGCGGGACCUGUACCAGACGCUCUACGUGGACGCGGACGAGGAGGAGAUCAUCCAGUACGUGGUGGGCACCCUGCAGCCCAAGCUCAAGCGUUUCCUGCGCCACCCCCUGCCCAAGACCCUGGAGCAGCUCAUCCAGAGGGGCAUGGAGGUGCAGGAUGACCUGGAGCAGGCGGCCGAGCCGGCCGGCCCCCACCUCCCGGUGGAGGAUGAGGCGGAGACCCUCACGCCCGCCCCCAACAGCGAGUCCGUGGCCAGUGACCGGACCCAGCCCGAGUAGAGGGCAUCCCGGAGCCCCCAGCCUGCCCACUACAUCCAGCCUGUGGCUUUGCCCACCAGGACUUUUGAGCUGGGGCUGACUCCUGCAGGGGAAGCCCUGGUCCAGCUGGGUGCCCCCUCGAGCUCCGGGCGGACUCGCACACACUCGUGUCAUCCAGAUGUGAGCACCGCACCCAGCGGCAAAGAGCCCUCCCCCCUGCAGGGCUCCACCCAUCACCCUCCCUCCGUCUGUCUUUCCGGCCUGGACCCCACCCUCCACACUCUCAGGCCAUCACAGAACACCCCAGCUUCCUCAUUCUGCUACAACACCCAGGCCCUCUGGACAUCCAGAAAACCAAGUGUCCGGAUGGCAGGGGCCAGCGGCCACCAAGCUCAUGGGACACCCAGAGCAGAAGCUAGGGCAGAGCCAAUGCUGAGGGAGCCUCGACUUCCGGCGCCGCCGCCCUCUCCCGGCAUCCGCAGAGCCAGCUGACGCCCUCCCUGCCUCCCAGGGCAGCUGGCCAGCCUCGGGCAGCGCGGCCCCCUCCUCCCAGGGGAGAGUAGAAGUCGCACACGCAGCAGAGCAGACCUGAUGUCCCGGUGCUUCCUGGCCCCUCAGCUCCAGUGAUUCACGCCCGCCUGGAGAAGAAUCAGAGCUCAGCUCAUGACUCACCCAUGGCAGGCGGAGGGUCCCAGAGGGGCUGAGUCCUCAAAUCCGGCUGAGGCAGCAGCUGGCACCAUCAGAGCCAGGAGAGUGACAACAGGUAACGGAGCACCACCCUUCCACCCAGACCCCACCAUCAGCUGUCCCGGCCAAAUGAGCUCCUCCCCAGACCCCAGACACCCUGCGGCCCAGGCCACUCCCCAGUGUUCGGGCUCGCUGGGAGGCUCUGACGGGGUCGGGGGGCCUCUGCCUUGGAAGACCAGCGCCAUCCACCGGCCCCAGCCCCUCCCCAUGGAGCCCUGGCUACUGUCCUGCGUGGUCCUUCACUGCCCACUCUCCUGUUCUUUCAGGUCUCAAGGUUCCCACAAAGUCUUUGCUGCUGUGCUGGGCACCACCCACCCCUCACCUUGCAGGCUGCCUGCGUGGGAGGCGAAGUCCCAGGACAGCCCAGAGGGGGGCUACAGAGAGGAGUCGGCUGCAGCAGAGGGCAGGAGCCCCAGCUUAGCCCUGAGCGCCAGCGCGAGGACCAGGGCCUGCCACUAAGCCCGCCCCGCUGGCCGCCAGCUGCCCGUCCCCAGAGCCACUGCAGCAGGAGUCGGGCCCUGCCUCCCUCCCAGCAGGGAAACCCCGCCCGCUGCCAGGCCAUCCUCUCUGCCAGAGGCUUUCAUGAGCCCCAAGGCUGGGGCCACAGCUCCUACCCCUGCCCAGCAGCCCUGAGCUCAGCUGCAGGAAGGACAUCCCAGAAGCCAUGGCUCCUGGGGCGCUUCCAGGCAUUCUGCCCUGCCCCGACACCAGAACCCUGGUGCUGGUGGGCCACUAGCGUCUGCAGCCUAAGCAGGUGCUGGCUCAGGGUUCAUCGUUCUGCCUUGUCCACUGGGGGACCAGCCCUGCAGACCACUCUGACAAGUCUUCAGCCCACACCCUGCCAGCCCCACAGAUUUUAUUUUUGCACAUAAGCCAUAACCAAUCCUCAAGGCUGGCACAGGCUUUGGGGAAGCCCUGGAGCCUGUGAAGACCCUGGAAACCUCAUGAGGCUGUGGCCAACCCCUGCCCCUUGCCCCACACAGACCAGGCCUUAAAUGUCGGUCCAGGCCCUGUGCACCUUACCCCAGAGACAGACUCUUUUUGUAAGAUUUUGUUAAUAAAACACUGAAACUUC